AUCCCUAGCAUUGCAUGUUGCAUUUAUUAAAACUCCGCGUGUUUUGUUAUUCUUUUCGCUAACUUCCAUAAAGUCGGCGAAGCAGCCAAGAAGUUAAAUCACCGGAGAACGCUGCUGCCCAUUUUCCAAGAUAAGCCAUCAACUUGUCCUUGUAAAAUAACGCGUAUAGCAUCUCGAAAUGGCAGCGAGCGUCGUAUAUUUCCUUUUGCUAAUUUCCGCGGCACACAAAUUGAUCGACGCAGCAAAACUAAACCACCCGCGCGUGCUGCUGCCCAUAUUCCAAGAUAAAGCCGUCAACUUCACCUUGGAGGUAGACGAAAAAAAAUGCUACAAAUGGACAUCUUCCCGCCAAGACCUUAUAUCCGUGAUGCCUGUGUACCAUGGCUUCAGCGAAUGCGCCUACGAGGCGGUCGUCACAGUGCGGACUCGCGAGCGACGCCGCAACACGGCCAUCGUGUUUGCGGAGGAAGUGCAGACUGGUGCCAUGCUGCGCUGCGACGUGAUAGUGGACAACAUUACCAGUCUGAACGUGCGGACUGCCACACGCCAGCUCUACCUGGAGGAGGCGCCAGCGAUCUUCGAACUGCACGCCUUCGACUCGCAGGGCAACGAGUUCUUCACCCUCGAGGGCAUCGAGUUCAACUGGGACAUCUCGGAGCCUGAUAGCAAAAAGCCGCACGCGAUGCGGUUCCUCACCUUCUCGCAAAGCCCGUACCAUACGGUGCCCCCAGCACUCGAGAAAUUCGAAGCCGUUGGCAUCAAGGGCUACAUGAUCCUGCUGGAGGGCAUCAAUACGGGCACAUCAAAGAUAACCAUCACAAUGCCCUAUGCCGACUACAGCAAUGUCAAGCCCCUGGAAAUAUAUAUCAGUGUGCUGGCCAAUAUAAUUAUCGAGCCCUCCGAGGCGACGAUCCUGAACAAGGACGCCAUUAGCUUCCGGAUUCUCCAGCUGAAGAUGGACCGGCUGCACGACAUUACGGACAGCGAGCAGUACUUUCUCGAGGUGGAGGAUGCCGAGGUGGCCGGUUUGAGAGGCAGCACCGCAACCGGAAAAACACUGGGGCGCACCCAGAUCCUACUGCGUGACCGAAACAUGCCGGAGACGGAUAAGAACACCAAGGGCCCUAGCGCUCUCUUGACCGUGGCAGAGCCCCAUAAGCUGGGCAUCAGCCUCCUGCCGUACAACAACUGGGUGACGGUGAAGGGCGAGAGGCACGAGGUGGUCUUCGACCUUUACGCUCCAGAUGGCCAGAAGGUGACUCUGGGCAGUCAGUUUGGCAUCCACUCCCUGCUGGAUGAGUCUCUGUUUGGCGUCAUCGAAAAAACGAGCAACGGCAGCUGCUUGUACGGUGAAGCUCUGGAAAAGGGCGUCAGCACGGUCUUCGGCGCAUACAAGGAGCUAAGGGUGGAGGCAGAGCUGCAGAUAUUCGAUGAGCUGCUGCUCAGACCCACUAAGGUGAUCCUGCCCUACGACCCGAACAGCAUAAAGCCGCUCAAGCUGCAGUUCUAUGCGGCUGGCGGGGACUACAGCUAUGUGUGGCUAUCCGGCAAUCCGCAAGUCCUCCAAAUCGAUGCCCAAGGUUUGGCCACCACCGAAAUCCGGGACGUGCGUCUCUCCACUGGCACGCAGGAGCAGCACGAUAACGGAAACGUGCUGUCUGCCCACACCACCGUCAAGGUGGCCCUGGCCAAGAACCAGAAUGUCGCCCGCUUGGCUCAAAUCUACUUCCUUUCGCCGCAACGGCUCGAGAUCAAGCAAUAUAACUUCGAGACGGCCCUCAAGGACUACGUGUUGCUGCAUGUGGCUGUCUACGCGUAUGCGAACGACUCGUAUGUGCCGUACACCAACUGCGAUAACUUGCACUUCCAGCUGGACUUUAGCCAUCCCAUCCUUCAGCUGGAGAGCAACGGAGAAGCUGAAAAACUGGCUCCUGAUGCGUGUCAUGUGCUGAGACUGCGGGCCACGGCUGUGGGCAGCACCUCGCUGCGCGUCUCGUACGUCUUUCAGGACAAAGUGCUCCAGGAUACGGUCGAUCUGCAUGUGUUCGAGGCGCUGAGCGUUCUGAAUCCCGUGGAGAAUGAGGUGAUUCUGCCCAUUGGCGCGUCGCGAAACGUAAUCUUUGUGCAUGGGCCGCGCCGCAUCUUUACCCUGGAGGCGGAGCUCACCAAGGCCACAAACUUCAACGGCAAGGUCAUGAAGGUGUCGGAGAUUCAGUUUGACACCCAGGACCCCAUCACCGCGUUCAAUGUGCUGUGCCGCGAGCUGGGCGAGACGGAGUUCACGUACCGUGUGUACAACAGCCUGGCCACGUCCAAAUUUGUCCCCUACAAGUCGGAGGUGACCACCAAGGUGCACUGUGUGAAGCCGCGCUUCCUGAAGCUGUACGCCAGACAGGAGCUUCGCCAGUCGUGUCCCCUGGAGCACCGCUCCUCGCUGCUGUACCUCAAGAGUCAGGAGAACAAGUUUGAGAUCGAGAUCGAAGUGCAGGACGCCAAGAAUCGCAGGCUCAUGAACGUCAGCUCGCUGUGGCUGGACUGGGAGUUUGCCGCUGGCGACGAGCGAUACCAUGUGGACAACAUUCCCCACCGCCAGCUGUCCGAAGUGGAGCACUUCCAUGGCGUCAGUGUCCCUUCCACCGAACUCCUCGUCCUCACGCUGAGCGAAGUGUCGCCCAAUUUCCGCAUCAAGGGCACGGUGGUCCACUACAACGACAAGAUGCUGGCCCAGCAGGACAUUUACGCGGAACGACCUGCCUUUGGGGUCAAGAAUCUGAAAACGGGCGGCAUUACUACGCCAUUGAUUGAGAACGAGAUCCGGUUCCACACGGUGAACAGUACGCUGCUGCCGAAGGAUCACAUCAACAUCUACCUGGCCCCCUCGUACAGCGAACGGAUCCCCAUUGCCCAGGGCAGCGGCUUCUUCCACAUGGAGCUGUCCGAUUCCGGUAUCGUGAAUGUGGUGCACGACGAGAAGGCCGGCUUACUACUGCUGACGCCGCUUCGUCUGGGCCAUACGCGUCUCGAGCUGACUGACCGCUGUCUGCUGAACGAGCCCAGCCACCUGUCCAUCUCCGUGGUGGGCAUCGGCUCCAUCAGCGUGGUCAGCAUGGAUCGGGUGGAGCGCACGAAUUCCAUCGAAGCGAUUGUGAAACUCAUCGACACCAACGACAAUGUGCUGCAAGUGGAUCCCCAUAAGCUGGCUGUCUACGACCUCUCCGAGGUGGUCUUCGAUCCGACCAUAUUGGGCGUGCGUGUGGACGAGCAGCAACAUCUGGGGCCUGGCCAGAUACGGUACAGCAUCACCGGCAACAAUAUUGGGGAGACCAAGAUAGUCUUCCAGGCCGGCAAGGGGUCGCACCUGGUGUCCAGCGAGCCGAUCCUUGUCCAAGUAUUUGCCCCGAUCCGCCUGUACCCGCGCGACUCCACACUCGUGGUGGGCAGCAGCAUCCAGAUCUACUAUCAGGGCGGUCCCCUGCCCAACACCAACGUGAUCUACACUGUGGAGAAGGAACAAGUCGCGACCAUGAGCUCCGCCAUUGUCACAGCCCAACGCCUGGGAGUCAGCAAAAUCACCGGAAGCUGCCUGCUCAAGAACCCCGUCACUGGCAAGGACGAAGUCGUCUCCCAGGACACCAUCGAGGUGCGUGUGUCUGCCCUGAAGGGUGUGCAGAUCCGCACACCGCUUGUCCGCAUCCGCAGUGGCGCCGUCAUGCCGGCCACCCUGUGGGGCCAGCCGGACUUCUCGCCCAUGGUGCUGGGAACGCUGAAGGACAUGCGGAUCACCUGGACAGUCAGUCAGCCGGAUGUUGUGGAGAUAUUCAAUGUGUUUACCGCAGCGGGAAUCGAGUACCAGAGCGGCGACCUAAUCUCUGUUCGUGUGCGCGCCUUGAAUCCCGGCAAGGUCACAAUCACAGCGUCUGUGAGUUUGGCAGAUGGUACAAAGCUGCCCGCCUCCAGCGUGGAGUUAAUUGUUUUCAAAACACUGGAGCUCCUCGGACCCAAGCCCAUUAAAAUGGACUCGAUUCUGGCGGCGCCACGCAGCACGCUUCAGUUGAAGUCCAAUAUGGGCGAUGCCGUCUAUAAGCUGGAUGAGCAGAGCAGCGGCAUUGUUAGCGUGACGCCAGAUGGCAUUGUGCACACGAAGGACACCCUCGGCCGGGAUCUGAUAAUUGCCAAAACCGUUGACCAAAAUCUGCCCAUCGGCAUUGAGGUGAAGAAUGUGCAGUACAUCCUGGUCUCCCUGGUGCCCCACAUGAAGUUCAAGAAGCUCGAACACAAAAUCCCCCGCGGCAUGAAUUUCCUGUUCAAAGUGUCGCUGCACGACAAUCUGGGCAACGAGUUCUCGCACAACAUCGAGGACGCCAAUGGGCUGCGCUACGAACUGGCCACCAAGGAUGUGGUCGAUGUCCAGAUCGACAAUAAUCUAACAAUUGCGCUUAAUCUGCAACGGGAGACAAACAACAUGAUUUCCAUCAGUUUAAAGGACUCGACGGGCGUUAAGCAUGCUGAGGACUAUAUCAAGCUGUCCGUGGUUGAGUCGAAGAACAUCUACCCCACCAAGACGAUUUUCUCUGUGGGCGACAUCAUUUGCUUCGAUUCACCGCUAACGCUGUCAUCGAUUUGGAGCAGCUCCAAUGAGCAGAUUGUGACGAUUAAUAAGCACACAGGCACUGCCCGCGUGCUGAACCAUCGCCACAAGUUGGGCGAGAAGAUUGUUAUCACCAGCGGCGAUGAGGCCAACCGAGGGGGCUUCAUCAAGUACGAUCUGGAAGUGCGCGAAUCGGAUGCGAUUGUGUUUGCCAAAUCGCUGGACAUAUUCAGCGGCUCCGUGUACCGGGGACAGUUGGUGCUGCGCAACCACAUGCAGUCGGAGAAACACAGCAACCUGAUCGCUCACAACUUAACAGAGUGUGCCGCUCAGCUGGACAAUGUACCUAUGGAUGUCUUCACGUGUCGCCUGGUGGCCAAGGAUACGCUCGGCCGCCAGCUACUGAAACUCUACAAUGCACAGCCCACGUUUGAUCCCAGCAGCGGGCAGUACAGCUGCCAGUUGGAGCUGCUCUCCAGCUUCAGCGAGCUGCUGGCCAUCGUCAAGACCAAUGAUGUCUAUUUGGAUCUGCAGGCGGCGAUGACCAGCACCAGCGGCGUUUUGGAUACCAUGACACUGAAAUUGGUGCCGGGCAUUAAAGCGAUGCCCGAAUCGGUCCAGGUGACCGAUUUGAAGCCACAGGAGCUGCACAUUAGUGGGCUGGACAAGGCACUGAAGAAGCUGCAGGUCAAACCAUCGAACAGCAAAUACUUUUCAGUGGAUUUCAUUGAGCACGGCCAUGGCAUCAGCAAAUAUCGUUUGCGAUUCGUCGAGGACUUCCCGAUGGAUGAACACUUUUACGCAUUGAUCGAUUCCCCGGAAACGCAGCAGAUCCUUGAGGUGCCCAUUGUGGGCACAAUGCUGGCCCAGAAGUGCUCGGACCGUCCGUAUGGCGGACCCCUGGCCCAUCGUCUGUUAGAGAAUAUUGGCUUCCUCGUCACCACGACUGUGAUAGUAAUCAUCUCGAUAUGGCUGUACAUGUCUUGCUUCCAAUCGCACGGCGUCACGCAAGUCAACUCUGAGGUUUUCCAGACGGAGAAAUCGAGAACUAGUCCCGCCGCUAGUCCGAUAUAUGCGAGUCGAGAUAAUUCAUUUGACGACUCGUCAAUUCGUCGGAACUAUUCUAGUAGCCGUCGGAGGAACAUUAUGGACAACUCAAAGGACUCGUAUAUUUACGGCAAUCCGCGACUCAACUCCCCAAAUAGAUCCGGCAAUUCUCCUCGCUUCAACUAGCUUGAAGUUAAAACAGAGGAAAGAUAUUGGCUUUGAAGUUUGGGAGGAACUAUCUGCGAUCUAUCUGCGACUUCUCCCUUUAUUUAUGUUAUAUUAUUAUGCCAUGUAUAUAAGCCUGCCUAGUUCAGUCCAUGUUUUUGCUAAGGGGUACAAGCGGGAAUUAAGGCUCCUCUCAAACUUCAAGUGCUAUGCUAUAUAUUAGGGAAAAUACUUGAAGUUUGGCAGGAACCUCAUGUGGCACUUGUUUGCGAUUCCCCUUGCGUCUGUACCAUAAGUACUAUGUAGGUAAUGUCUAGUCUGUAAAUAUGAUAAGUGGAAGCGUAACACAGCCAAAGUACAAUGUAUAUUUUCUCCAAAAACCAUUUAUCAGUUCGCUAAGAAGCAUUUAUGCUUUCCUAAAAUCCUAAACUAAGAGAUUGAAUAAAAUAUUAAGAGUGAA
This is a messenger RNA of Drosophila obscura, 6260 nucleotides long. It is a transcript of the gene Gp210, whose product is annotated as nuclear pore membrane glycoprotein 210. The record is from RefSeq and is a predicted model, not a curated record. Lineage: Eukaryota; Metazoa; Arthropoda; Insecta; Diptera; Drosophilidae. The transcript is spliced from 19 exons. Bases 179 to 5821 code for a protein of 1880 amino acids. Gene Ontology annotation, cellular component: nuclear pore.